UUAGCUGAGGAUGAAUCUUUAGGGGAAAAAAGAUCCCACUUCUCAGAAACUCGGAACCCCCAGUUUGGAGUUGCCCACUUCCACUGAAAUUUUCCUUCAUCGAGCUCUCUCCCUCCUUCCCUGAAAAACCCCCCAACAAAAAUUAGUCUCUGAAGCCAUGGAUGAAUCUUUCUUGCUAAUGCUAUCUAAUCUCCUCCACCUCCACAACACCUUAGACCCAACAACCUCCCUUGUUUCCUCCCCUUCCACUCCCUCUGUUUCCUCUCCUUCCCUUUCCUCUCCCUCUCCUUCCUCUCUCCUCUCUUCCUCCUCUGCCGCUCCUCUCCUCUUUUUCACCCUCGCCUCCCUUCUCUCCUUUCUCGCUUCCUCCAAAGUCCGCAAGCAAAAUUCCAACACCACAACUAAUAACAACAAUAAUACCAAUCCUUUUGACAAUUCUGUCCCUCCAUCUGGCUCUGAGAAUUCCGCUCCUUCUGAUAACGCUGCUUUAUCCAUCGCUGCCUUCCGCGCUCUCUCCACCGAACACAUCUGGUCCUUGGAAGCCCCUCUUCGAGAUGCCCAAUGGAGGUCGCUUUACGGACUCUCGUAUCCGGUUUUCUCUACUGUUGUUGAUAAGCUCAAGCCUCAUAUAACUGCUUCCAAUCUUUCUUUGCCCUCUGAUUAUGCUAUGGCCAUGGUCCUUGCGCGGCUUGCUCAUGGGUAUUCCGCGAAGACGCUUGCUUCUCGGUAUUCUCUUGAGCCUUACCUGAUUUCCAAGAUCACUAAUAUGGUAACACGUUUGUUGGCUACAAAGCUUUAUCCUGAGUUUAUUAAGAUUCCUGUUAGUAAGCGUAGGUUGAUUGAGACUACGCAAGCUUUUGAAGAACUUACUUCGUUGCCUAACAUGUGUGGUGCUAUAGAUGGGAGCCCAAUUAAGCUUCAUAGAAUUCCCAGUGAUCAAAGUGGAGCGAAUUUAUACAAAUGUAGAUAUGGGUUUCCUUCGGUUUUGUUGCAGGUAGUGGCUGAUCACAAGAAGGUAUUUUGGGAUGUGUGUGUCAAGGCAUCAGGUGCGACUGAUGAUGCUACACAUUUUAGGGACACUUUGUUGUAUAAUAGGCUUGUUUCAGGUGAUGUUGUCUGGGAUAAGGCGAUUAAUAUUAGGGGUCACCAUGUGAGGCCUUAUAUAGUCGGGGAUUGGUGUUAUCCUUUGUUGUCAUUCUUGAUGACACCCUUCUCUCCAAAUGGUUCAGGGACCCCAGCUCAGAACUUGUUUGAUGGGAUGUUGAUGAAGGGGAGGUCUGUGGUGGUGGAGGCUAUUGGUUUGUUGAAGGGGAGGUGGAAGAUCUUGCAGGAUUUGAACGUGGGUCUUAAUCAUGCCCCACAGACAAUUGUUGCAUGUUGUGUGUUGCAUAAUUUGUGUCAGGUUGCAAGGGAGCCUGAGCCAGAGAUUUGGAAGGAACCGGAUGAGAACGGGUCUCCUACAAGGGUGCUUGAGAACGAGAAGUCAUUUCAUUAUUUUGGGGAUAGCUUGAGGCAGGCAUUGGCUGAUGAUUUGCACCAACGGCUUUCUUCAAGAUAGACGUAUCCUUUGAGAAGGGAAUCUAGCCUCGAUUUCUUUGUAGAAUCCUGAGUUGAAGGGUGGCAGUGCUGAACUA
Molecule: messenger RNA, 1634 nt
Organism: Hevea brasiliensis (rubber tree)
Lineage: Eukaryota; Viridiplantae; Streptophyta; Magnoliopsida; Malpighiales; Euphorbiaceae
Product: protein ALP1-like
Exons: 2
Coding region: 158-1558 (466 amino acids)
Source: RefSeq, a predicted model, not a curated record